CUUCCCACCACCAUCCCCGGCCCCCGCGAGCGGUUACGAGUCUUUUCUUGUACUCACAAGCUUCCCUGCUAUCUGCUCCAGUCUACGAAGUCUUGCUUGUCCAUCGACCUUCACUUCUACAGUCACCGCGCCUCGACGCGUCACAAACUAUAGACGUAUCGCGACAUCUUGCGCAGCCUCACAUCUACGAGAUUACGAGGUAGCUGAAUCGACAACUUGUGUGCUCGGGCCUUCGUGAAUCGCUCCCCACAAGCUAUCACGACCUCAUCAUAGCCUGUCCGACCCAUUCAUAACGACCUCGCUAUCUACCACCCCCACCCCAACAUCCCAUCAUGAGCCCUGCCCUCCUCGACCGCGCCUCCGGCGUCGUAGACCCCCACCGCUUUCGUAUAGGAACGAUCGCGCAGAAAGCGGGCUCCGUCAUCCAGCGCACAGUCCCCCUCUUCGAGCGGGCAUUGAGCCACCGCGCCGGCGAUGCCUCGCAAGAGACCUCCGAGCCGUCCACCUCCGACUCGAAGAACAGCAACACGGGCACGAUCAUCGGCGCGAUUGUCGUCGGCGCGGCAUUGCUGCUCGUGAUCGGCGGGUUCUUCCUGGCGUGGCGGCAAAGGAACAGCAGGAGGAAGGCGGAGUAUAUGGCGGCCGAUACUGGGGAUGCCUUCGACGAUGGCGACCACUACGAUAUGGAUGUCCAGCGCGCGGCCGACGAUGGCGUGCGUGGCUUCCGGAUGUACGGCCAGCGCGGGCGAGGCUACGGCGAGGGCGGCAGCGGGCAUGACGCGUACGACGACCCAUACGACGCGCCGGCGGCGUAUGAUACGCAUGGCAGGUACGAUGCCGACGCACCACCCAAAUACGACGCCAAGUACGACGCGCGCGGACGGCCGAUAUCGACGGCGGAGUCGGGGAAGACCCUCUUCGACGACGGGUCCGCGCCGAGCAAGUACGCCGAUGGCGCGGAGCUCAGGAAGGUGCAGAGCGAUGAGACGAUCCACGUCGCGGCGCACCCGACGGAUAAGGAGGAGGGCCUGCGCUGAGGGUUUGAGCCGGUGAAGGAAUCUGGCAGGCUGCACCGUCAGAUGACUCUGACCCCACGUCUCUUCAGGUGGGGUGAGGGGAGUCGGUGGGAGGGGAUGCCAGGGGAGGACGCGCCCACGUACGCGGGGCAUGACGCGACGACGCGGCGGGGCCGGCUUCGUCGCGCGUCGGCGCACACAACGGACUAUACUGCUGCUAUCCCACUGUACACUCCUUUUGUCUCAUUGCUACUGCUGCAUCUUCAUACUGAUCAAUAGCACGCUGUUGUGGACUUUUC
Molecule: messenger RNA, 1315 nt
Organism: Schizophyllum commune H4-8
Lineage: Eukaryota; Fungi; Basidiomycota; Agaricomycetes; Agaricales; Schizophyllaceae
Exons: 4
Coding region: 333-1037 (234 amino acids)
Source: RefSeq, a predicted model, not a curated record